GUCCUCUCACAAGCAGCUACUACAGCAAACACCAAGACUUCUCUUUCUCCCUUUUGCUUCUUGUUCAUCCUGCCUGUGGCAGAUCACAUUCUUUACAAUCACUGCGCGCUGCUGAAGAACCAGAUUCGACAAUCUACCGCUCUUCUUCAUAUCAAACUCGCUUCGCUCAGCACAUUUCAGAUAACCAGAAACCCAUUCGUUCCAUCGCUCAGCUGGUCUAGCGAUUUCCAACAAAGAAUAGCCUUUUCUCACACCAUUCUUUCAAACAUCAACAUGUUCUCCAAAGCUACCCUUCUCAUGGCGCUUGCCGCCAGCGCCUCCGCCCACAUGAGGAUGGACAACCCAAAGCCUUUCGCCUUCGACACCCUCAACAGCUCCCCCUUGGCACCAGCCGACUUUCCUUGCAAGCAACGUCCUGGCAUGUACGAUAUCACCGAGAUGAACCAGUGGAACGCCGGUGAGACUCAGGUGGUUUCUUUCCUGGGCUCCGCUGUCCACGGCGGUGGUUCGUGCCAGUUUUCCAUCACAACCGAUCAAGAACCAUCUCUUUCUUCUCAAUGGAAGGUCAUUGAGAGCGUUGUUGGUGGUUGCCCAUCCAACGUCAGCGGCAACCUGCCAGAUAACCCAGAUGGCAUUGGGGCGGCCACCUUCCCAGUCAAGAUGCCAGAAGACAUCCCCGAUGGCCGUUACACUUUCGCAUGGACUUGGCUCAACAAGGUCGGAAACCGCGAGUUCUACAUGAACUGUGCUCCCAUUCAGGUCGGAAAUGGCGCUAGCAAGGCUUCCACUGCCAGUGCUUCUCAGGCUCUCUCGUCUCUACCAGACAUGUUCGUUGCCAACUUACCCCCAACCGAGUGCAGCACUGCGGAAGACCAAGACUUUGUCUACCCAGACCCAGGCAAGAACCUCGUCGAGGGCAACGGCGCUGCACUGGGCCACACCCUGACCGGUUCUGGAUGUGCUAAGAUGAACAAGAUGGGUGCUGGUAACGGCGAGAUUGGAACCCCCACUGAGCCUGAGGCGUCUCAACCUGCAGGAAACGAGACCCCUGCUGCCAGCUCCCCUGCUGCCAGCUCCCCUGCUGCCAGUUCUCCAUUGGCUUCCAUUCCUGCCAACAACGGUGGUAUCUUCGCUCCUGGUGCCUCUCCAGCUCCUACGCCCACGUCCAUUCCCAUCGUCUCCAACCCUCAACAACCUGCCCAAACCGCUCAGCCACCCACCCAAACCGCUCCCCAGGCGCCUGCCCUCAGCUCUGCCCCAGAGACUCCCGAAAACGGCACAAACACACCCUCUGGCAAUGCUGACUGCACUCCCUGCGACAACGAUGGUGCAGUCGUCUGCAUUGGCACCAGCCAGUUCGGUCUCUGCAACCACGGAUGUGCGGUUGCUCAGCCCCUGGCAAACGGCAUGUCUUGCACUGGUGGCGCUGUCGUUGCCUCGGUCAAGAAGCGAUCUCUCCACUUCCCUCGCGCUCAUCUUCACCGCCGCCACGGAGCCUCUCACCUCAUCUAAGCGUCACGGCUCAUGCGCCUAUCAGGCGCGCAAGACGUUCCUAUAUACCCAAUUCAGCCGUUGGCUACGAAACGCAUCUUUUGGAGUUGGGAAAUACGGACAGGGACAUGUACGGCAUGGUAUGGAUUGGGAGGGCUUUUGGGUCUUGGUGUUCAUAUCUCCAGUCACAUGCAGCAGACACCACUUGGGUCUUGCUCGUGACAUUUCUUCUUCUUUGUGGUCUACUUUUUUUUACGUUCUUUCUUUCAUGCUCAGCUCUUGACCCGGCUGACAUGCCUUGUUUUUUUUUUCUUUAUCGACGAAAGAGAAGUCUUGUGCUAGGUCUCGUGACUACGAGCGCUGCAUACACACUAUCUGUUGUACAACACUCAAUGAUAACGCUCAUUUUUACUC
Molecule: messenger RNA, 1905 nt
Organism: Bipolaris maydis ATCC 48331
Lineage: Eukaryota; Fungi; Ascomycota; Dothideomycetes; Pleosporales; Pleosporaceae
Source: RefSeq, a predicted model, not a curated record